This is a messenger RNA of Aspergillus ruber CBS 135680, 858 nucleotides long. RefSeq lists its product as uncharacterized. The transcript has a single exon. The annotation marks the transcript as partial. NCBI's taxonomy places the organism in Eukaryota, Fungi, Ascomycota, Eurotiomycetes, Eurotiales, Aspergillaceae. The record is from RefSeq and is a predicted model, not a curated record.
CCGGACCAAUACCACACAUGCGAGCACUCCCACCACUCAUCCUACAGCGCCACAGACUUACCUCCCAUCCUGUUCGCCCUCGAGCAGAAAGAGAUCGGUUACCUGGGCGAAGUCGAAGACCUCAUUGAAAACGGCACCAAAGUCCUCGAUUGGGAAGGUAAACCUAUUCGCGACUUCCCGUUCCUCCCCCGGUAUAUUUCCAUCGACGUCCCGGGGUGGUUGCUCGAAUACUGGUCCCGAACUGACUCCCGGCUCACAUACAAGGAUAUCAGAUCGCGUAUGACGGCCCCAAUCCCCAAGGAAAGAACUUCAGAGAAUACUCUGAACAUGCGCAGAGAACGCGAGGCCCGCGGUCCACUAACUCUCUCCUGUUGGAGCAGGCGUCGCAACCCACUCACCCGCAUGGAAGUCGGUCGUGUCGAGCACCGCUCCGUCGACGAGAUCUCCUACAACACGACCAUGAAAGUCCUGCACAACUCUCUCGGUCGGCCUGUUGCUCUGCGUAAGCGCGGCCUUAUCCGUACUGAGAACGGUCUCGUCUACACAACUCGCAACCAACCGAUUUAUGCGCUCAACACGUUCUUGGAACCAGGUGAGACGUCCCAUACUCUCGGUGAUCGAUUGAAACAGACUUUCAACCUGUACAAUCAACUCGCAGUCAAGGCGCAGGAAUUGAACUGUCGCUCUUGGCAGCUUUUGCCGGCCAAUGAGUUUCCAAAGCAGUGGAGUGAGUCGAAGGACUCGAAGGAGAAGGAGGCGAAGUCUUUCGCGAAGCAUACCUUUGCUUGGUAUAAAGAGGGUGGUCGAGGUAACUUUUCUUUAUUUCUCGUUUUCCGUUUCCUUCGUUGUGGGAAUUGA